Molecule: messenger RNA, 731 nt
Organism: Aureococcus anophagefferens
Lineage: Eukaryota; Pelagophyceae; Pelagomonadales; Pelagomonadaceae
Product: expressed protein
Exons: 2
Source: RefSeq, a predicted model, not a curated record
GACGGCGCGUCGACGAAGUGGGAGGUCGAGAAGAAGGGCCUCCCCCACGGCGUCGCCGCGACGGCCGCCCUCCUCGACAAGACGCUCACGGUCCUCGCGAAGAUCCCCUUCGCGGGGACGCUCGUGCCCUCGGCCAAGACCGUGUCCCCCGAGCCCCACCAGCUCGCCCAGGACGCCGUUGACCUCAAGGCCAAGCUCGACGACGAGAAUCUCAAGAAGAAGUUGCUCAAGGAGGCCAUGGUCGCGAUCCGCGAGGCCAUCCGCUACCGCGAGGAGCAGGAGGAGGCCGAGCGCGUCGCCGCGGAGGAGGCCGCCGAGGCCGAGCGCGUCGCCGCGGAGGAGGCCGCCGAGGCCGAGCGCCUCGCCGCGGAGGAAGAGCAGCGCCGCCUCGAGGACGCGGAGGACGCGGAGGACGACGACUUCGACGGCACGCGCGACGGCUCGGACGACGACGAGGACUCCGACGACGACGACUCGAUCUGCUCGGGCGACGCGAGCGUCUCGGGCCUCGACUUCGCGGCCAUCCAGCGGAAGAAGCUCGAGGACGCGGAGGACGCCGAGGACGAGGACUACGACGACGAGGGCUCCGUGGACGACGACGACGACGACGCGGCGUCGCUCGCGUCCGGCGACGCGUCCGUCCGCGGCGACAAGGACGACGACGACGCGUCCGUCCGCGGCGGCGGCGACGACGACGACGCGUCCGUGGCCUCGCUCGCGUCCGGCGACGC